Messenger RNA from Hepatospora eriocheir, 717 nucleotides. The record is from the annotation of a GenBank genome assembly. NCBI's taxonomy places the organism in Eukaryota, Fungi, Microsporidia, Hepatosporidae.
AUGAGAACAAGUGAAUCAUCUUCAACAGAAUUUUCAUCAUUAGAAUCAAAUCAAAUAAGUUUAGAAAAUUAUCAUUCAAAUAUAACAGAAUAUACAGAAAGUAUUUAUAAUGAAAUUAAUUUAGAAAGUAAUUUAAAUAUGAAUGAUUUAAUAAGUAAUAAUGAAAACAAUUCAAUUAUUAAUAAUUCUAUAACAGAUUGUAAUUUAAAUACAUCUAAUUCUUCAUUAAACACAUCUAAUUCUUUUAAUAAUAAUUUAAUAGAUGAUUCAAUUAUAAAUUUAAGGAAAAUAAAAAAUAGUAUAAAAACCAUUAAUUUAAAUGCUUUAAUAAUUUUUAAUUUAUAUGAAACGUAUAUCAAUAAAGAUAUCAAUUUUAUUGAAGAUUAUGUAAUUUUUGAUGUAAAAAUUGAUUUAAAGAAUUUUAAAUUUUUAAAUGAAUUAAUAUUAAUAAAGAAUGAUUUACUUCCUAGAAGAGUUAUUAUAAUAAGUGAAUCAUACAAAAUUAUAGUAAGUAAAAUUAAAGAAUCUAAUUUAAAUGAUCACUUUAAUUUUAUUAAAAGUAUAUUUAAUAUAAAAAAAGAUAAACUCAAUGUAUUUUUAGGAGAAAUUUUUUAUUUUAAUGAAAGUAGUAUUAAAAAACCAACAAAUUUUAUAAAAAAGUAUAAUUUAAAUGAUAAAAACAAUAAAAAUUUAGGAUGUAAAAGAUUUAAAAAAUAA